This is a messenger RNA of Paramecium sonneborni, 659 nucleotides long. The record is from the annotation of a GenBank genome assembly. Lineage: Eukaryota; Ciliophora; Oligohymenophorea; Peniculida; Parameciidae.
AUGAUAACAAUUUUGCUCCAAUUCAUAUAAAUAGGGCUUUUAGCAUUUGGUAAAUUUUUGUCAUAAAAUGAUAACACGAUUAUUUUUUUUGAGUUGAUAGGAGUGUUUAUAAUAGAAAUGAUAAUCGCUGGUCCAACAACUGAAAAGACAAAAUGGAUUUGUUCAAAAUCAAUGUAAUCAAUUUGCAAGAAUAUAUUAUUAUUUUCAAUAAUCCUUUAACACAUUGAAGAUUAAUAAUUAUAUUGGAUUGUGUUAUUGAGUGGAAUAUUUAAAAUAGUAAAAAACUUCACAACUGUUUUGGUGAUAAAGAAAAUAGAUAAAAUCUUAAAAUAUAACACAUUUGUAGGAAUUUAUGCUUAAAUAUUUUCAUUUUACAAAUGGAUAUAAAUUUGUUCAUAUGUAAUAUUUAAAAGUGAAUAAUUAGUUGUUCUUAACAGGUUUAUUUUUAUAAUUAGAAUUGCAUACAAUAAUUUUGGGUGAUUAAUGGAAAAUGAAUUCAUUAGUGUUAGUUAAUUUAAGUUUUAUCCCAUUUGCAUUUUUGAUUGUAAGAAUAAUAUAAAUAUGAAUAGAUUCUGAAUAUUAUUGAGUCAAGUGUGUAUAUAUAAUGGAGUUUAAGAAAUCAAAAAUAAGUGGAAUAAACAAAGAAUAAAAAUAAGUGA